Molecule: messenger RNA, 2784 nt
Organism: Knipowitschia caucasica
Lineage: Eukaryota; Metazoa; Chordata; Actinopteri; Gobiiformes; Gobiidae
Source: the annotation of a GenBank genome assembly
AUGGUGUUGAAGCCGUUUCCAUCUCUCUGUGGCCUGGCAGCUGUGGCCUGUCAGCUGUGGCCUGGCAGCUGUGGCCUGGCAGCUGUGGUCUGGCAGCUGUGGCCUGGCAGCUGUGGUCUGGCAGCUGUGGCCUGGCAGCUGUGGUCUGGCAGCUGUGGCCUGGCAGCUGUGGCCUGGCAGCUGUGGCCUGUCAGCUGUGGCCUGGCAGCUGUGGUCUGGCAGCUGUGGUCUGGCAGCUGUGGCCUGGCAGCUGUGGCCUGGCAGCUGUGGCCUGGCAGCUGUGGCCUGGCAGCUGUGGCCUGGCAGCUGUGGCCUGUCAGCUGUGGUCUGGCAGCUGUGGCCUGGCAGCUGUGGCCUGGCAGCUGUGGCCUGGCAGCUGUGGCCUGUCAGCUGUGGUCUGGCAGCUGUGGCCUGUCAGCUGUGGCCUGGCAGCUGUGGCCUGGCAGCUGUGGCCUGGCAGCUGUGGCCUGUCAGCCUGUGGCCUGGCAGCUGUGGCCUGUCAGCUGUGGUCUGGCAGCUGUGGCCUGGCAGCUGUGGCCUGGCAGCUGUGGCCUGGCAGCUGUGGCCUGGCAGCUGUGGUCUGGCAGCUGUGGCCUGGCAGCUGUGGCCUGGCAGCUGUGGCCUGUCAGCUGUGGUCUGGCAGCUGUGGCCUGGCAGCUGUGGCCUGGCAGCUGUGGCCUGGCAGCUGUGGCCUGUCAGCUGUGGUCUGGCAGCUGUGGCCUGUCAGCUGUGGCCUGGCAGCUGUGGCCUGGCAGCUGUGGCCUGGCAGCUGUGGCCUGUCAGCUGUGGCCUGGCAGCUGUGGCCUGGCAGCUGUGGCCUGGCAGCUGUGGCCUGGCAGCUGUGGCCUGGCAGCUGUGGCCUGUCAGCUGUGGCCUGGCAGCUGUGGUCUGGCAGCUGUGGCCUGGCAGCUGUGGUCUGGCAGCUGUGGCCUGGCAGCUGUGGCCUGGCAGCUGUGGCCUGGCAGCUGUGGCCUGGCAGCUGUGGCCUGUCAGCUGUGGUCUGGCAGCUGUGGCCUGGCAGCUGUGGCCUGGCAGCUGUGGCCUGGCAGCUGUGGUCUGGCAGCUGUGGCCUGUCAGCUGUGGUCUGGCAGCUGUGGCCUGUCAGCUGUGGCCUGGCAGCUGUGGCCUGGCAGCUGUGGCCUGGCAGCUGUGGCCUGUCAGCUGUGGCCUGGCAGCUGUGGCCUGUCAGCUGUGGUCUGGCAGCUGUGGCCUGGCAGCUGUGGCCUGGCAGCUGUGGCCUGGCAGCUGUGGCCUGGCAGCUGUGGCCUGGCAGCUGUGGCCUGGCAGCUGUGGCCUGUCAGCUGUGGCCUGGCAGCUGUGGCCUGGCAGCUGUGGCCUGUCAGCUGUGGCCUGGCAGCUGUGGUCUGGCAGCUGUGGCCUGGCAGCUGUGGCCUGUCAGCUGUGGCCUGGCAGCUGUGGUCUGGCAGCUGUGGCCUGGCAGCUGUGGCCUGGCAGCUGUGGCCUGGCAGCUGUGGCCUGGCAGCUGUGGCCUGGCAGCUGUGGCCUGUCAGCUGUGGUCUGGCAGCUGUGGCCUGGCAGCUGUGGCCUGGCAGCUGUGGCCUGUCAGCUGUGGUCUGGCAGCUGUGGCCUGUCAGCUGUGGCCUGGCAGCUGUGGCCUGGCAGCUGUGGCCUGGCAGCUGUGGCCUGUCAGCUGUGGCCUGGCAGCUGUGGCCUGUCAGCUGUGGUCUGGCAGCUGUGGCCUGGCAGCUGUGGCCUGGCAGCUGUGGCCUGGCAGCUGUGGCUGGCAGCUGUGGCUGGCAGCUGUGGCCUGGCAGCUGUGGCCUGGCAGCUGUGGCCUGGCAGCUGUGGUCGCAGCUGUGGCCUGGCAGCUGUGGCCUGGCAGCUGUGGCCUGGCAGCUGUGGCCUGUCAGCUGUGGUCUGGCAGCUGUGGCCUGUCAGCUGUGGCCUGGCAGCUGUGGCCUGGCAGCUGUGGCCUGGCAGCUGUGGCCUGUCAGCUGUGGCCUGGCAGCUGUGGCCUGGCAGCUGUGGCCUGGCAGCUGUGGCCUGGCAGCUGUGGCCUGCAGCUGUGGCCUGGCAGCUGUGGUCUGGCAGCUGUGGCCUGGCAGCUGUGGCUGGCAGCUGUGGCCUGGCAGCUGUGGCCUGGCAGCUGUGGCCUGGCAGCUGUGGCCUGGCAGCUGUGGCCUGGCAGCUGUGGCCUGUCAGCUGUGGUCUGGCAGCUGUGGCCUGGCAGCUGUGGCCUGGCAGCUGUGGUCUGGCAGCUGUGGCCUGUCAGCUGUGGUCUGGCAGCUGUGGCCUGUCAGCUGUGGCCUGGCAGCUGUGGCCUGGCAGCUGUGGCCUGGCAGCUGUGGCCUGUCAGCUGUGGCCUUGCAGCUGUGGCCUGUCAGCUGUGGUCUGGCAGCUGUGGCCUGGCAGCUGUGGCCUGGCAGCUGUGGCCUGGCAGCUGUGGCCUGGCAGCUGUGGCCUGGCAGCUGUGGCCUGUCAGCUGUGGCCUGGCAGCUGUGGCCUGGCAGCUGUGGCCUGGCAGCUGUGGCCUGGCAGCUGUGGUCUGGCAGCUGUGGCCUGGCAGCUGUGGCCUGUCAGCUGUGGCCUGGCAGCUGUGGUCUGGCAGCUGUGGCCUGGCAGCUGUGGCCUGUCAGCUGUGGCCUGGCAGCUGUGGCCUGGCAGCUGUGGCCUGUCAGCUGUGGCCUGGCAGCUGUGGCCUGGCAGCUGUGGCCUGGCAGCUGUGGCCUGGCAGCUGUGGUCUGGCAGCUGUGGCCUGGCAGCUGUGGCCUGGCAGCUGUGGUCCGAGGUGGAGUCAUAAGAUCAUCAUGUGUGUGUUUCUGA